Molecule: messenger RNA, 4778 nt
Organism: Manduca sexta (tobacco hornworm)
Lineage: Eukaryota; Metazoa; Arthropoda; Insecta; Lepidoptera; Sphingidae
Exons: 3
Coding region: 392-1948 (518 amino acids)
Source: RefSeq, a predicted model, not a curated record
UUCGAAAUUCGAAUCAAAAACAUUCACACGCGGCCGCAAACACACCUAGCCUCGCUCAAGCGACCUGACGCCUCAUUCACCUGUUCAUAAGUUAGUUGAUAACCAACCUCUUUGCCGCGAUCACGCUACUUCACGCUCGGUUUCCAAACGAGUUGGGACGAGAUUGUGACGUAAGAUAUUUCGAAUUUGUUUUUUUUUUCGAAUUGAUUUAUGUGAUAAAGGAAUUCAAAUUAAACUCUGUGAACUGUGAAAUGAAAGUGAACUAAGUGACUUGUUUUAUUUUAAUUAUUGUUUAUUAUUUAUUUGUGACCGAGGGAAGCGGAUGUGAAAACUGGAAGAGGCCCGGAAGAACGGGUCUGCUCUCCCUGAGCGCUUCCGCGACAGAAUAACAAUGACGGUUAAAAAAACCGCCCGGAGCGGCGGUCUGGCCGCUCUAGUCGCGAGACAGAAACUGCACAGCAAUCAGCAGCUAGACAUCUUGACCAUUGCCAAACCCACGUCGCUGCAGGCGUACAACAUAAUAGUCGGCUUCAACGAGAAAGACCAGCUGCAACUCCUAACAAAAGACGAUGCUGAUGACGACAAAAAACUGAUUAAAGAUUACACAGAACUGAAGCCGGCCAAAUGCGAAGUCAUAUCCAUAGACGAUAUAAACAACUGCGUCAACAUAGAGAAUUAUCCGAACUGCGAAAACAUUCUAGUCUUUUACGUGACCAAAAACAUAAACAAGGAAGCCGUUGCGUUGAAGUUUGAGAACGAACAGGAUUUUAAAAGGAUAUAUUUCACGUACAAAUAUUUUAAAAUGCGAAACCGUUUGACGAAGAACACUAGCAAUUAUUCAAGCAGCGAGAGUUUGUUUUCGAAGAAGAAAACUUAUGAUAUAUUUAAAAAUAGGAAGAAUAGUGUUGAAGAUUACAGUAUUUAUGAUAAGGAACGUCAUGAUUACGACCUUAUGCACACAACAGACAGUGAUGGAGUGACACACAUAUCAGUACAGCAGAAGCAUUUGAAUUCGCGGUUUAAUCAACCCAUGAGUCUGAUUGGUAUUAAAGGAGACUUAAACAACACUGACGAGAUAGACAGUAUCAUCUACACCGAUGUAGAUAUACCUGCUAAGCCUGAUAGAAAAAAACUAUUUAACAAAAAGUCGAAAGCACCUCAACCGCCGUCUUUGAAGGAACAGCCUAAGGUUCUAAAAGGCGAAUUUGUUAGGGUAAAUGUGGACAGAGCUCCAGAUGUUAUUCCAAAAGAUAACAAACUAAACAAAGUGCCAGAUAUCCUAAUAUUCAGAGACACGAAACCAAAAAGAUUAAGUCCGCCGAGUAGUCUCUGGUCUGCUAGCAAUAAAGUGACAACGGGUUACGAGUCGGAUCGCGAGGAGUGGAAGAGCAGCCGUUCGCAGUUCUCUACGACGGCCUUCGACAGUUUAGCGCGACCAACAAAAAUGGCAAUGGCAUUAACCUUAAGAAAACCCCAAAGACUGGAGCCAGUGUCGUACUACCGUCUACCAAAUGAGCCCAAACCAAAACUGACGCCUAUUCCGUUCAGACCCAACAACUUCGUCCAGCGAGCGCCCAGACUGCCCCGGCCGAGCACUGAAGUCAAAAGGAAUUUACUGAACACAGAUCAUCGGAAAUACACAUCUCUUCAAAGUUUAGAAUUACCUAAGAAGUUGAGUGAGCCGAAAAAGCAAAUGGAACCCAAGAAGGCUAACUACUCUAAUAUAUCCAACAAGAUCACUGGUCUGACGAAUAAAUUACGAGAUUUAGGGAACCCUAGCAACACUCUAGGCAGAUUCAAAGCCCAGUCUCACGGAGACGUGACCAAUUUAAAACCUGUUCUCAAAACAGGACAAGAUGGAACUAAACGUUCCGUAGUAAGGACUUGCAGUGUUGAACCACCAAAGAAAGUUACAUUCAGCGCAUUUGCUACCGUCCAAGUUGUUUAAAAUAAUGGCUAUCACGAAUCUAUUUGUAUAAGCAGGCGUAUUUUGUGUCGCUUCUCAAAUGGCGUGGUGUUUGAUUUGCUAAACCAGUUUCCAAUUACUUUGUGAUCCGAUAUCUCUAACAUAGAGUGCUUAGAAAAUAUUUGUCUGUAAUUAAAAAUCUCGCUUGGAGUUAAAUUAGCACACACCUACGUGACCAGACUGGCGGUAAUGUCACGAUUUCCGUGCGGGAGACGCUUCAAAUAUUUCGCUGUGAGGCAAUGCAUUGCACGGACAAUUAUUUGGACGUUUACCGCUUCCGUCAGAUUAAUUUCUGGUUAGUUUUCAUGUAAUUUCGAAUGUGUAUAUCAUGUACAUAAUAAUUUAUUAGCUCUAACGACAUUGAUUAUGGAAUAAUCGCUGGGCGAGUUAUAAUUCUAAUGAUUUCGUAGGACUGACUGAAUUUAUAAGUGAUAUUAUCCAAUGUACUGUUGAUAGAUCGCUAAUAUAAUAGAUUGUAAAGUACAUUUUAAGGAGGUCAGGCCGGGAUUUCUGUGUAAAUACGAGAUACUUCGUGGGACAACCACAAAUGUUAGUCAUAAGGGUAUUUAUAAUUAGUCACCUCUUCGUUUUGCUUUUCACCUUGUAUUUUCGUAUUAUGCUUAAAGGAAAACGGAAUUUGUAUUUGGUAUAAUUGUUUAAUUAAUUGCGUUACCCUUUACAUCUGUAUUUGUUGAAAUCUUAAACAAAUGUUUUUUCGCCUUGCUAAUUAUUUCUACAGUCUCAUCUACAUGUAUUUACUAAAGCAUUACGACGUCCUUUCCUCGAAUAUUUGUGAACACAUUUAUUAUCUUGAUUAAAGAAUUUUUUGUUCAUUGAUAUUUGAUUACAUUAUUCUAUCAUUAAAAUUCCGUCUGAUGAUAUCUAAAUCUUGUUGAACGCCAUAGAAAAUGCACUUAAUAUAACACGAAGAACGAAUCAUUCAUAAUUCAACUGAUGGAGUGAAAAUAGUUCUCUGCGAUAUGGUUUCAUCCAUUACUAUAAUUUUUAGUUGACUUUUUUUCAUCCAUAAGCAUCCUGAAGUAAACCUUAAUUUCUUGAUAUCCUUCACGAUGAAAUGCCACCAAUCUUUAUGCGAGAGAUUGCUGUCGGUCAGUUUCAGGUAAAUUAUGGAAAUUCGAAUUAUUAUUUAUUGUUAUUUAUUUAUUUCACGUGAAUAUUAUAUACAAUAAUGGAGUGCAGGUCUUAGAGCAAUCGUCAGCGACGCGCCAGUGGUUAUUUCGUGUUUAUUGUUAAUUCUGAUAUAUCAUGCCCUCUUUACUUAUCUUUCCUUAGAUUAAAGUUACCUCUAAAGACGAUUUUGGCGCAGAAUAUUGCAAUUCUUCUAUAGUGAUGACAAGUUAACAAGAUUCCUCUCAAAACGGGGGGUUUUAUACACCAAGGGAGUGGAUAGGAAGAGAAAAUAUGCCUAGGUUCAGGGUGAAACAUUAUUUGUUAAAAGACUACUUACUUGCUUUUAGAUGUGUUAACUGUCUAGAGUUUUUUUAACUUAAGGAAAGGUCCGUGAAAUUAGGCAUUCUUUUUUGAAGAAUAUUUAUUUAACUUCUCAUAAAUAUAUUCUCUAUUUUGUUUUUAUUUAUUUACUUUCUGUAUCUUAGAACACGGUUCCUUUUAGUGUGCUAAAAAUACAUACAGGUUAAUACAAUUCGUGAAAUAUAGCUAUGAAAUUAUUUUUAUUAACUUAUUCUUUUUUCUUUAAUUGGAUUCUUUAUGUCUAGUCGGUAAAAUUAUUUAUAUCUAUUUUCCAUUCAUGUUAUGCCAAGUUGUAAAUAACUGUAAAGUGUUUAGUUAUUCAUAAUUUUACGUAAGUUGUAAAACAAAUAACGUUUAUUAUAUUAAGGAUAAUGGUUUAUCAAAGUUAAUGGAUUUUAUUUUAAUGCGAAUUAUUUAGCGAAGUUUUGUUGUUUAAAAAGUCAUAAUUAUUCUCUAUUCAUAGUUAAAGGUAUUAUUAGUAAUAUGCUAUGGUGCAGUGUGUAUUAUUUGGUGGAAUGAGAAUAAACAUAUUUUUGGAAAAUAAUAUAGAGUGUAUUUUAUCAUUGAUUGUGAUGUAAUCUUAUCAAGUUAAAUGUCUGUUUAAUAUUUUUAAAUUUUACAAUUCAUGUUUAAUCUAUAAUCUUUGGUAUAAUAAUAUAUACUAUGAUCGUAACGUCUUGUAUGAGUUAGAAUAUUUAAAAUACACAGGGAUGGCGAAUCUUUAUUGGUUAACAUUUAAUUAUUUAUUAUUUAUUUAGCCUGUGUAACUACUGUAUAUAAUAAGACUUACCAUCUCAUGUCUCAGGAUGGUGAGCGCAGUGGAAUACCUAAUAAUACUUAGUAAUUUAAGUGUUGGAUGGUGUUUCUACUGUUUAUGGGUAGUCGUAUUGCUUACCAUCAGGCAAACAGCAAGCUCAUGCCAUCCACAGCCGGUCUUCUAUCCGAGUGCCCCGUUUUUAUAUCCCAUCCCAUCCCAUAGCGACUUUUUUUACAUCCCAUCAAAGAUGUUCGUUGGCAUACUAUACGCGUAUUCGAAUUAUUUUGUCCCGUGACGUCACUGGCACGCGUGCCAAUGGUUCGCCAACCCUGAUAGUACACAUUCGAGAAAUUACUUGCAACACAAAAAUAUUAUAAGGCCUCAGAAUUUUAUGGUCUAGUUAUCAGUGGAAAUAACCAGUUAUACACACUGCAUCAUAAAGUUGAGUUUAGAUUAAGUUUUGUGUUUACGUGUGUUUUAAUUUGAAUUUUAAUUAUGUUGUUAACUAUUACUUGUUUCGACUUAGGUAUUGUUUUGAAAAAUUAAAUGUUUGUUUUGAAACUA